Messenger RNA from Pocillopora meandrina, 4439 nucleotides. The record is from the annotation of a GenBank genome assembly. Lineage: Eukaryota; Metazoa; Cnidaria; Anthozoa; Scleractinia; Pocilloporidae.
CUUCCCCGCCCACUUUUAUCGAUGGCACUUAACCGGUAAACCUCACUCCAGGUUGAACAGUAAAAUUAUUUGGAGCAUUUUCGGCUAUUUUCACCAUACCAACGCGUGGAAUAUAUUCGUAAGAAGAUGCAUAGACAUUGAAGCUCCAUUUUUAGUAAUAACUAAUAAUUUUCUUUACACUAUCACUGCACAAAAUUGUUCCCUGCCUCUCCCAUAGAAGUCUUUGUAAUUAGUGAUGUUAUUUCCCGAUCUGACAGCUAUUGUCUUGUGUACGAAUCAAAUCUCAUUAUUCAUCCUCAAUGCUUGCUGGGGUGGUCGAACCAUCAAAUCACUCAGGGUUAUUUCUUCUACACACGUGCCCUUCUCCUCACCGAAGCUGCUAUCAUAAAGAACUCGCUCUCUAGUACAGCAGUUUGUUAGUGCAGUCAUGGCUAGACCAAAGGUUUAUUUCGAUAUUUCCAUUGAUGGAGCGCCAGCCGGACGUAUUGUGUUUGAGGUUUGUGGAACAAACUAGGCGUUGACUAUGUGAGCGUUUAACACGCGACGACUAAAUCCGACGAUAAUAGCGAAAGAGAAAAUUGACAGGAAACCGGAAAAAGCAUCGUUUGAAAUAUCUUAAUCAGAAUUCUGCGUCGAAAAAGCAUGGAAACUUUCUAAUUGAAGAAUCAAUGCUCCUUAUCUUUUGUCAACGUAAGGCCAGACGAAUUAUAUAUGCUGAUGAUAGGUUCAGCUGUUUUGCUCAACUCUUUAAUCUAUUGCACCUCACGGACUGAGGAGUUGCCACAGCGAGAUAUAUACAUAUAUAGAUCGAUCUACGAUAUUUUAACUUGUAUAUCUUCUAACAUGAGUACAAUUACUUUACAUCUUUGCCUUGCAGCUUAGAGCCGAUGUAGUUCCGAAGACUGCAGGUAUGUUAUUACAACAACUAGUUUGAACACCUUCAGGUAGAAUUUUGUUCUUUCAUUCUCGAGGGGCGCUUGAAAUCCGAAGGAAGGCGCGAGAUGAAGAGUUUGUUCAGCCGCAAACCAAGGACGUUCUGCAAAUGAUCUAAAUCGCCAAUUUAACACCUUUUCAUGCAAUAAAUUGUUUAAAAAAACCCAGGGCUUUCUUAUUUGGCGUUUGAUAGUACAAUAUGGUUUUUACAAAUAGUUGUGAACCUCGUUUAGCACAGAGGAUUGGAAAACUUUAUGAAAACUCUCUACCUCCCUCUCUCUCUCUCUUUGGGAACUCGGUAACUUUACAUGUGUUUACCAACCUGUUGAUCGUUGAGGGUACCUUCGGUGAAGCACACCGUAAAAUUGUUUUUGUAUUGGCCACAGGACACGCACACAAGUAAUGACACCGCCUGAAUAUUUGAAAUUGAGAGGAAAUUUACGGUAAUAUCCAAAAGCAUUUUAUUAUACACUUACUGAGAGAAGAAGAACCCUGAUAACUUGCAAUAGGUGGUAGUGUUGAUCUUUAACAAUUGCUGGGAUCUCCUGUUGGAGUAACAAAGAAGUGGAUUGUUAAAACUAACUAAUCAUCUCCAUUUUUCAGAGAACUUCCGUGCUUUGUGUACUGGAGAGAAAGGGUUUGGCUUCAAGGAGAGUAAAUUUCAUCGUAUUAUUCCAGGCUUCAUGUGCCAGGUUAGUUUUUCCUAGAGAAACAAAUUUUUAAUUUCUGUCUUUAUUCAAGGGCUCCGCUUUGGCAAUUUAGCUUAACCCUCUACACUCUAAGCAUCAGUAAGCAUAUUCUCCAUACUGUUCAGCACUCCUUUCCUAAGGUGCUGAAAAGGAGAUUUUAUUUAACAAUGAAGAGCUUCUUUGGUUGGUGAUCAUUUCCUUUAUUCUCGUGACCUCAAUAUGUGAUACAGGGGAGAUGUUGUAAGGAGAAAUUAGACCCCUAAGAUCACUCCAAGGGGUCAAAUAGUUUAAACCUUUAACUCCUAUGAGUGACCAAGACAGAAUUUCUCCUUACAAUAUCAACACAAUAUCCAGCAGACAAGUGAUGAGAAUAAAUAAAAAUAUUAAUUAGGGAAUUAUUAGUUGAUGCAAUACCAAAUUCUCAAAACUAAUAUCACAAGAACUAUUUGGCAAACAGUAAGGACAAUUACUAAGGAGAUCUUGGGAGUUAAAGGGUUAAAGAUCUCAUUCUGUCAAAAAUUCCUGUGAAGUCUCCAAAAGCAUCAAAACUCUGGCUCCAUUUUCAAAGUGUAUUCCUUUUUGUCAUUUUGUCCUUAAAUCUCCUAGGGUGGAGAUUUCACCAAAGGAAAUGGAACUGGGGGCAAGUCCAUUUACGGUGAAAAAUUUGCAGAUGAAAAUUUUUCACUGAAACACACUGGUGAAGGUUAGUUAUGGUGUUACCUUGUGAAGAUAAUUUUUUCAAUUUUAAAAGUUUAUGUUUAAUAAAGUUACUGCUUUUGUCAUUACUUAAGUCAACCAUCUCCAGCAAUCAUUCUUUAAGUGACCACUUCAUUGAAACAACUACUUUGUAAAUACUGUUUAAUUCUUUUUCCCCUUUAAUCUUCAUUAGAUUUAUUUGUUGCAAGAAUAGGGCAAAAUGUAAUUUCCAUUGAUACUUCAUAAGCAUUUGUAUGGUAUUAACCCGUGUAUAAUAUGCACUCUAUUUCUAUAAAAAUUACCAUCAAAGUUUCAGUGUGUAUUAUGCACAGAUUCUACUGUUUGUCAGGUGUGUUUUAAUUUGCAUACGUUAAAAACACAACCAAAAAAGUAACAAAAGCUUGGUAAUAAUUGGUCUUUAUUAGCUUAAGUUUAAUAAUCUACCAGUGAAACAUUUUCAAUUUCGAUCCAUGAAAAGAUUUAGUGGAGUAUUUAGCAAACAGCUGACAAGAUAAACAUCAUGAUCACACUGUAUUACUUUCAUCACAAGCAAUCAGAAAUUCAGUAUGGAAACAAAACUUACCAUGGCUGAACAUUAAAGCUACACAGUGUCUGAAAAGCUCAGAAUUAUCCAGUUUGCAGAGCAAAAUGGAAACUGUGCUGCUGAAUGAGAAUUUGGAGUCUUGGAAUGUUUAGUCAGGUUGUGAUGAAAAAGUAAAGAGAACUUGGAAAAUAUGCCUUGGCUCAAACAGGCAAACCAUGGUAAGAAAGCUGCAUGGCUUGAGUUGGAAAUGAAUAUAUUAGCCUGGAUUACAUUUUGCUGUGAAAACUUUUUUUUCUGAAAAAUUUGUUUAAAAACAAGGGGUGUAUUAUACAUAGGCGCAUAUUAUACACAGGUAAAUACUGUAAACAGGCACUCAUGACGAAUAGCACAUUCUUCAGUUGUCAGAUGGAAAAAAUGGAUCUUUGAAAUGUUUUAUUUAAAAGGUGUUUGCCUCACAGCCAAAUAUGAGAAUGCAAAUGUUUAAGAUACUCUUUUACUGGAGGAAUUUACUGGAGGAACACAUAAAGAAUAUAUAUACAUUUAUUUUCAGGGAGCUUAAAAAACUUCCAUGCUCUCUGAACGAGCUCUGAGUAUGCUAACCAAACUUGCUCUCCUUUUUAACCCAAUUUAUUUAUCCUUGAGGUUCAAACCUCGGCAAAGACAAUUAAGUUAAGUUUCUUCAUGGAAUGCAUGCAUUAGGUCUGGUUAUUUGAAGCACUGGCUUAAAACAUUUCACAGAGUGAUAAUUAACAAAGAACAUAAUUAGUAAUUAGUAACCAUUAAUUAGCCUUUCUCUAGAUCUAGGCAAUUCAGAAAGCCACAAAAUUCUAUAACAAAAAUUUUUUCUUUCAAAUCAACACUCUCAAUCCCCAUUGUAUCAACAAGUGCUUUUCAUUCAAAUAAUUUAUUCUUGUUUUUUCACACAAGCCACAAUUCCUCCAAUCGCUCUGACAAAGGGCUACUGAUCAAAAUGUCAGCUUUUAAACUCUUUACAGUGGCCAAUUUACAUUAUCAACUCAGUUGACAAUACUAAAUUACCCUGUUAUACUCUCCCACCAAUGCAGCACCAUAGUUUCUCAGAAACUUACUCUUUUCAUGCAUAAUUAAUUGUUUGCCUGUGAAAAGCCUAAUCUUUGUUGCAUCUUUGACCAAGAUCCAGAUAACAGUUAUAUUCAUUCAUUGUUAGUCUUACAUUGUAUGCUUUUUUUCUAUAACUCGAACCCUGCCAAAAGAGCAGUUUUAAAUCAAGCUUGGAAAGAAAUCCAUGAUAACUUUGGUCUGUGAUUGGUCCAGGAAACUUGCUGAUCUCAACCUAAACAGUAUAGCCUCUAUUCACUCUUUCCUGUAUACUUUUCUUUCUUUUAGGAAUUCUAUCCAUGGCAAAUGCUGGUCCAAACACAAAUGGGUCUCAGUUCUUCAUUUGCACGGCAAAAACCGCUCAUUUGGAUGGGAAGCAUGUGGUGUUUGGAAGUGUGGUGGAGGGAAUGGAUGUUGUAAAGAAAAUGGAGGAUGUUGGUUCCCGUUCAGGCAAAACUAGCAAGACAGUGGUCAUCGCUAAUUGUGGUCAGCUGUCAUGA